Messenger RNA from Anisakis simplex (herring worm), 462 nucleotides. The record is from the annotation of a GenBank genome assembly. NCBI's taxonomy places the organism in Eukaryota, Metazoa, Nematoda, Chromadorea, Rhabditida, Anisakidae.
AUGAGUGUUUCAGUGUUGAGUGCCUAUGAAAUGUUGUAUCGUUUCGAUCUACCGAUUGCUCAACUGACAAAUGCAUUCCCAACUCAUUUGAAAGACUGCAUCUAUGAUGAGGAUAUAAUAACAAGGAUACGAAACGAGGGGAUAUAUAUGCAGCAACAUCAACGUCUUACGGCUAAGUGGGUCUGUUUUAUAGUCAGGUUUCAAAGGUAUCUGUACAUAUUUCAGAUGGAUGAAGUGCGUCGUGAAUGUGCCACUCUGAUCCCGCAGGAUAUCAAUUACGCCACCAUUGAUGGUCUAUCAUUUGAGUGUAAAGAGAAAUUUGAAAUUUGGCGACCGCAGAAUCUUGCCGCUGCUUCAAGGAUACCCGGUGUAACGCCGCAGGCUCUUUGUUCCUUACUGAGAUAUUUGAAGGCACCAACUCAAUCGCUCGCUAAUAGCAUUGGUGAAUCGGCGAAAUUGUGA